Messenger RNA from Cynara cardunculus var. scolymus (artichoke), 2058 nucleotides. Its product is annotated as probable zinc metalloprotease EGY2, chloroplastic. The record is from RefSeq and is a predicted model, not a curated record. Gene Ontology annotation, biological process: proteolysis. The transcript is spliced from 15 exons. NCBI's taxonomy places the organism in Eukaryota, Viridiplantae, Streptophyta, Magnoliopsida, Asterales, Asteraceae. The coding region runs from base 181 to 1956 and encodes 591 amino acids.
CGGGUAAACAACAAUACUCCAGAUUCCAUUUCAACUUCUUUCCUUCGUUUUUUGAAGAUAAGAUUUUGAAAUAUCUCAGGAUUUCCUUUCCCUCUCCGCCUUUAACAACCCAUACACCCAAAACCCUCCACGGUUUCACUUCCAUCUCUUCUUAAACCCUCAUGACGCCUGCUUUUUAACAUGAGUUUUUCAGCGACUAUGACUACGUCGGCGUCUUUUCGCGGCAACUUUAUUCCUUUAUCGCACUGCAGUUCGUGUUCUGACCUCCGAUUCCAACCCUUCAUUUCUUCUUCUAUCAAUCAUGGCCGUCGGCGGAAUAGUUAUCCUCUGAAAUGCGUUUCCGGGUUAGUGGUUAGAGGCAACCGAGUGAUAAAAUGCAGAGCGAGUGAAACGGAGACUGGAGGAGGCGACGAUAAUGAUAAAGAAAGGGAAGUGCAUGAAGAUGUUGAAAUUGCAGAAUCAACAAAUCCAAGUGGUCCGGUCAUUGAUAAAGGAAAAGAUAAGGGCCAACUUAGUCAGUUGGAAGCACUCAACAAAUUUCUGGAUGGUACCAAGGCCGAAGGACUCAGUGAGGAUAAAGGCCAACCUACUCAGUUGGAGAUGCUUAACAAGUUACUAAACAAAGAUGGUGCUGAUGCUAAAGCCAAAGAAGGCAUUGAGGAUAAGAGUCAGCUUGGUCAAUUGGAGACACUCAACAAGUUAUUAAACAGUGAUGAUGCUGAAUCUAAGGGCAAAGGACUCUCAGAGGAUGCUGAUAAUAUACCGGUUACGAGUGGAUCACCCCUGCCAGGUGUGAAGCCACAGCAGCUUGAUGACUUAAUCAUGAUCCCGAAGGAAACAGUCGACAUCCUGAAAGACCAAGUGUUUGGAUUUGACACUUUCUUUGUGACUAGCCAGGAGCCCUAUGAGGGUGGAGUACUGUUCAAAGGGAACCUGCGAGGACAGGCUGCAGUGUGUUAUAGAAAGAUAGAAAAAAGGCUACAGGAGACUUUCGGGGAUCAAUAUAAGCUUUUUCUUCUAAUCAAUCCUGAGGAUGAUAAACCUGUGGCAGUUGUGGUUCCCAGAAAGACUUUACAACCUGAAACAACUGCUGUCCCCGAAUGGUUUGCUGCUGGAUCUUUUGGAUUAGUUUCAAUAUUCACAUUACUACUACGUAAUGUGCCAGCAUUGCAGUCCAACUUGUUAUCCAUUUUUGACACUCCCGAUUUAUUGAAGGAUGGUCUUUCUGGAGCCCUUGUAACUGCACUUGCUUUGGGUGUACAUGAAAUCAGCCACAUUUUGGUUGCCAGAAGUGCAGGAGUUAAGCUUGGGGUUCCAUUUUUUGUACCGAGUUGGCAGAUAGGCUCUUUUGGUGCAAUAACGAGGAUUCUAAACAUUGUACCAAACCGUGAGGAUCUUCUCAAGAUCGCAGCAGCAGGACCUUUGGCAGGGUUCUCACUAGGUCUUGUUCUUUUGCUCUUGGGGUUUUACUUGCCACCAGCUGAUGGAAUAGGGGUCAUUGUUGAUGCUUCUGUGUUUCACGAGUCACUUCUUGCUGGUGGGAUAGCAAAGCUGCUUCUUGGCGAUGUUCUUAAAGAAGGAGCAACAAUAUCAAUCAAUCCCUUGGUGAUAUGGGCAUGGGCAGGACUCCUGAUCAAUGCAAUCAACAGCAUCCCUGCAGGAGAGCUUGACGGUGGACGGAUUUCUUUUGCAAUUUGGGGACGAAAGGCUGCAUCUCGGUUCACGGCUGCUUCUAUUGUGCUGUUGGGGCUUUCGUCGUUACUGGAUGAUGUGGCAUUUUAUUGGGUCGUGUUGAUCUUUUUCUUACAACGAGGGCCAAUCGCUCCACUGGCUGAAGAAAUAAGCGAGCCGGAUGACAAGUAUGUAGCACUUGGAAUCAUAGUUUUGGUGUUGAGUUUAUUAGUUUGUUUGCCUUACCCCUUCCCAUUCACAAGCGAAGCAAUUACAAGUCUUUAGAGCAAUGAGGAUUUAUGUGCCCCAUUACACCUCUUUGUGCCUCAUAUUUUUGGAAAUAUUCUUAUAUUUCAAGUUUUGGUAAUUACCACAAACUUUUGCUUA